Molecule: messenger RNA, 1893 nt
Organism: Iphiclides podalirius (scarce swallowtail)
Lineage: Eukaryota; Metazoa; Arthropoda; Insecta; Lepidoptera; Papilionidae
Source: the annotation of a GenBank genome assembly
AUGCCCGCGCUUCUCGGUCCCAUAAUGCCAGACAUGAGAGCAAGUAAUGUUGGGGUUUCGGACGUGCUGAGUGGAGACACCGAAGUUCAAAGCGCGGAAGCAGAAAGCAGUACUCAUUACCAUCGUCGACAAUCACGCGAUCGUGGUCGCAGGGGAAAUAGUAGGGAGAAGAAAGAUCGUGAUCGAGGAAGAAGACAUCGUUCCAGGUCUCACGAGCAAAAUGACAGGAGUGAUAGUAGAAGUACUCAUGGAAGUAAUAGGUCUUCGAAAUGGGAUACGGAUAGAGAGAGAUCAAGACACAGUACAAUGCCUAUGGUGCCUAUAACAAAUAUGAUGAUGCCAGGAAACAUGAUGUCAUACAAUAACAUAAUGCACGGUAAUAUGAUAGGACAGCCUCAUAUGGAUGUCCAGAUGCACCAUAUGAUGUCUGGCAUAAAUAUGAUGCCAAACAUGAUGGAUCCAAAUGUAAUGAUGAUGAAUCAGCAAAUGGUGCCUGUCAUGCCCACCCAACCGAUAUUUUUCAGUUUUGGCUCAUUAUUGCCUCCCCUUCCUGGCAGUACGACCCCAGUAAGGCGCGAGCGUCCCAAGGGUUGUCGAACUGUUGUCGUCGGUGGACUACCGAGCGCUGUGACAGCUGAAAUGGUGAUGGAGAUCUUCCAGCGGUUCGGUGAGGUCACUGAAGUAAAAUCGCCCAAUCACUUGCAAGGCUUUAGCAUACGCCACGUACGAUUCGCGACACAGGUUCAGAUAGAGCAGGCGUUUUUUCUGUCCGGCCACCGUUUUAAAUUCCACGAUCAGCUGGACAGCGAAGCGACGAUUAUGUAUAUUGAUUACGCAGUAAACAGGGAAGAUGAAAAUGAAUAUGAGAGAAAUCAGCGUAAACGUGGUAAGACACCGCCCCGCGUGGAACCGUUUACAUCGAAUGGUUUAGCUGCAAUCACAGAUAAAAUCAAAAAUGAAGAGGAAUUUGCUAAAACUGCCCCAACACUGGCGGUAUGGCUGGAGCGAGGCGAGUGCAAUAAAAAGAAUGCCAACAUCUUCUACUCAUUGAUACAGGCUAGCAAUAACCAACUUCGAAGGCUUUUCAAUGAAAAGAUGCAACUGGAUGAAGAGUUUCAAAACUUAAAAGCCACUGUGAAGGAGAGAUUUGCACAUGUUGUUAUGCAGUUCGAGCAGGUAGCGAAAAUUCUCUCGGCGGCGAAACACCAGCGCGUCUCCGACCAUUUCACAAAGCAGCAGCGUCGCAACAUCGAUAUGUGGCUGAAAAUGACCGAGGAGGUUGAAAACAUCAAGGAAGAGUAUAAUAGCAUCUUCGAGGAUGAUGAUAUUGAAAAGCCGGGAUCAAGUAAAAACAUCGUUUCUCAGGAAAAGUAUGAAGAACUUAAGACUGAAAAUGAAAAUCUAACGUACGAAUUAGAGGGCUACAAAAAUGAAGUGUUUUUAGCUAAGAACGAAGCAGAGAGGAAGUUUGAAAAAUUCAAGGCGCAUUUCAUAGCCCAACAGGCGUUGCAAAACAAACAGGCGUAUCCACCGCUUCCCUCUACGGGCUUCCUAACUGAAACAUCUGUUAUGGCGGCGACAAAACCAAAACCUUUACUGCCACCACCGACACCAGAUGAUGAGAAACUAGCCAUAUCUGGUCCCACCGUACCGCCAACAGAGGCUAAACUAAUUAGCAUCCUAACAGCAUUCCUCUUGGUUCAUCCGCUCGGGGCUUCUUUGGACUACCUCGUGUCGUACGUAAGGUCUCUGACCCCGAAUGUAACUCAGGCGAUGGUGCACCAAAUCUUGCAAAAAUAUACAGACGUGUUCUGUUGUAAGACUUCAGGAGUAGGAGCCACCAUUGAACAUCGGUGGAACUAUGUUACCUUUGAUCUUAUUAAAGCUAAUAAC